Molecule: messenger RNA, 303 nt
Organism: Peronospora matthiolae
Lineage: Eukaryota; Oomycota; Peronosporomycetes; Peronosporales; Peronosporaceae
Source: the annotation of a GenBank genome assembly
AUGUCGUCGCAAUAUAAGCAGCAGAUCCCUGAUCAUUGUGGCACUUACCAGCUGCGGGUGUCCCGUCCUCCCUUUGAGGCACCUAUGAAACGCAUUGUUUACGUAUCACCAGCUUCCGAGGAGAACAAAAUUGCACAAAAGCGUCCGUCGGAAUACUUGAACGAAAUGCCUGGUAGACAAAGCUACGCCUCAGUGCAAACACUAGCACGGAUCAACGUAUUCUCGUCGCCACUUCGGUCUGGAGCUGUACAAACUGUUCUUCACCAAUUCAGACUCGUGUCACCCCCUACAUCAGUACAGUGA